ACUCAGCCUGGGGGGAAGGAGAAAAGAAGAGGCAUUUUAAGAACAAGAAAACAAGAAAGAACACAGGACCAGGAGAAUGAACAGUACAAUAAGUCUUAUGCUGGCUGUGGUGAAAAUGAUCUUGUGGGUUGCUUUACUGAUGUCUCAGUGUUGUUUGGGUCUGAAUGGAGUUGCAGCAGGAAGCGCAGGACUGGAGAGGAUAGAGACAUGUGCCACCAGAUGUUCUCAGGGCCUUCACUGCAAGACAAAGCCAGGGUAUUUGUUUCCUCCUCCAUGUCAUCACCCUGCUGAAGGUCUCAAUACUUCCUCUGUGUUCCACAACAUCAGCCUCUCCACAGUCAUGAGGUGUGAGGGGAGGCAGAAAUGCUCACUACACCUCAGAAUCAAAACCAAGUUGCAACUUACUGAGUCCAUCCUUGGUGUGUCCAUGUGCACUGCCACUGCAGGGAUGAUGGCAAACUGCCGAGUCUUUAGCUUCACAAGAACGUCAAGAGAAAGAAUGUCUGGACUGCAGGUGGAGGUUGAGAAUGAUUGCACUGACAUUUCCCCGAGCCAGCAAGUCAAAGUGAUAGUGAAAACUUUGCCUAGCUACUGUGGCAUAACCUGGACUGGCACGUAUGAAGCUCCGGAAUGCAUCAGCGAAGACUUGCAAAGACAUGUCCCAGAAUGCAUCACUGGGAGGCUGUCGUAUGAUGUAAACCCCCAGAGGAAGGAGCUGAAUGUCAGUGUGUCAGACAUGCUGGAGAAUCACAACUACCACAUCCGUCUGUGUCAUAAGAAUUUCAUCUGCGUUGGCACAGGGGCCAAUACACUGAUUAAGAAGGAGGACUCCGUAAAGAGCGCCACUCUAUCAUACUCCCGACCGUUGCCCUGCCUCUGCAUCGAGGGAUGGUCAGCGGUGAUGGAUGCUCCCAGAGUCCAGGUCUGCCCCUUCAAAGACCGUCUCGAGGAACUGUGGUUUGGAAUUACUUUUGAUCCACUGGAGGAGAUGCUAUCAUGGGAGCCUGCCUGUCCAGUUACUGCGGUGGUUGCACUGUGUGAGGAAAGAGAGGACAGCGUCUGCGUGGAUCUGCCUCACACCUCCCAGAAUGUUAGCAGAGAAAAGAUAACGUUUACUAAAGUGGAUCCACACCCUCAGCUGUGUAUGAAGUUCACGACAGGGUCUCAGACCUGGACUAGGUGUCCCUUUUCUGAUGCCAGAUUCCAAGCGUGGCAGGUGGUUGUGACAGAAAAACAAGGUCACGAAGAUGUGAAGAUGUUGUCACAGAUCUCUGCAACAUUUUCCGUGGGCCUGUGUGUGAGGUCUGAAGGAUCGUGCCAGGUCACUGAAACACACACCAUGCAUGUGGAGAAACAAAAAACUGUUGGCUUAAACCUGGCGGAGGAACUAUGUGACUCUUGUCUCCAGGUGAAAAGGCUCGAUGUCAAGUUUGCUGCCACAGUCAAUCACUGUUUUAAGCAAUGCAAUCCAUCAUUGCACUCCAGCCGAGCCCCUUGGGAUUUGACCUGGGUCAUUGUACCAGCUGGUGUUUGUCUCUCUGGCAUCAUAAUUGUCACUCUGGUGCUUCAUGUACUGCUAACCGUGUAUCAAAGGAGGAAACAGAAAAGAAAUGGAGGCUGUAUCUCUGAAAAGCAAACAGAUCCCGCUUGUGAGUGUGAGGUCCCUGCAUUUCAAACUCAGCCUGUUCUCCACAGAGGGGUCCUCAUACCUGAUUCACCACAAUGUGGGAACACUGAGAGGGCCAACUUAAUCUCUGACUGACCAAAGAGUGUUGCUCCUGUCAAAAGCAUUUCUUGCCAUGUGCAUUAAAAGACUGUAAAAAUGUUACAUAAACCAAAUAAGUUCUCUGUUCAAUGCAGUAUACAAUGUUGGGAGAGUCAUUUCAAAUGUUAUGUAUGUUAUUGUAUAAGUGCUGGUUAUUAUGCUUGUUAUAGUUAUUAGUUGUUGUUUACGUAUGUAUUCUGUGUGGUGUUUUCUCUUUGGGUGAAUGAGUAUUAAGUUAAAAAUUCAUUCAGCUUGCAGCUAAAUAUUCAGUUCUUAUUUCUAUUUUCAAUAAAAAAUGCAAAAUAUGAAAGAAAACCUACAGUUUUUUAAAGUUAUGUUUUUUUUUCAAACUGAACCUACAUGCAGGGAAGUAAUAUUUCACUUCUUUUCAGCAUUGUCCAUAAUUGCAGUUGUUGAGGUUACAUUUUCUCAAGUAUUUUUCCUUGUUGCAAAAGCAAACAUUAGUCACAUCCAAUCCAAUCCAAUCCUUAAAGAUCACUCACAAUAUUACGUAAUAUGACAGUUGGAAAUGCUAAAAUAUCACCUCCUCUGCUCUGACACUCACCACAAGGAGCUCCAUCAAAAUAAAAAAAAAUAAAACAAUAAUAUUUAUAUAUGUGUCAUUAUAUUACAGGUGUUUGGGUUUCUUAUUGCGCCCACACCCCAUAUACGCCCCCGACCAGCUAGGUAACAAACCUUUGGUAUUUAAGCAAGAAAGUUUCCAAGAAACGAGGGUUCAUACAAGCUCUCACACCACUUAUUUUCACUUGUUCAGACAAGAGAGUGUUUACUCUGCGUUUCCCUUGAAGUGAUGCCUUACAUAAUUCAGCAGGUUGGGGGUGAAUUACCCACAUGUACCAUUCUUAAAACCAGAAUACAUUUUCCUUUAUAAAGCUCAUAAAUAAUGUGUGUGUUAUAUUGUGACAACCCCUCCUGCUUCCCACUCUGCUUUGCUUGGUCUAUUCUCUCUUCCCCUUUCAAGAAUAAGCCAAGCAGAGUGGAGGGGGCUUCUGGGCUGGUAAGUCCUGCUC
Morone saxatilis (striped sea-bass) is the source of this 2796-nucleotide messenger RNA. It is a transcript of the gene il17rel, whose product is annotated as interleukin 17 receptor E-like. NCBI's taxonomy places the organism in Eukaryota, Metazoa, Chordata, Actinopteri, Moronidae. The transcript has 18 exons. The record is from RefSeq and is a predicted model, not a curated record. Gene Ontology annotation, molecular function: interleukin-17 receptor activity. The coding region runs from base 77 to 1762 and encodes 561 amino acids.